Drosophila yakuba is the source of this 740-nucleotide messenger RNA. RefSeq names its product sex-regulated protein janus-A. Bases 102 to 461 code for a protein of 119 amino acids. Gene Ontology annotation, molecular function: protein histidine phosphatase activity. Gene Ontology annotation, cellular component: cytosol. Gene Ontology annotation, biological process: peptidyl-histidine dephosphorylation. The record is from RefSeq and is a predicted model, not a curated record. NCBI's taxonomy places the organism in Eukaryota, Metazoa, Arthropoda, Insecta, Diptera, Drosophilidae. The transcript has 4 exons.
UAGAUAGGGUGAACGAAAACAAAAGUAUCUGGUCACAUUGUUGGACUAAGGCAGCAGCAUUUUUGGAAACUUUGCCGGUUGGCCUACGACUGAUUCACAAAAUGUCCGAGGAAGCACUUGCCGGCGUGCCAUUGGUGCACAUCAGCCCAGAGGGCAUCUUCAAAUACGUCUUGAUCAAUGUCAUCGAUGGAGGAGAUGCCUCAAAGGCAGUGGUCCGCGGUUUUGACGACUGCACAUGGCAUGCCGACAUCUUCGACCGCGAGGAGGAGGUCUUUAAAAAACUGGGCCUGCGUGCCGAGUGUCCUGGUGGCGGUCGCAUCGAACACAAUCCCGAAAAGAAGUACCUGAAGGUCUACGGAUACUCGCAGGGCUUUGGAAAAGCUGAUCACGCGCAAACGAAGCGCAUCCUGGCCACCAAAUACCCGGAUUACACGAUCGAAACGUCCGACGAGGGAUAUUAGCUGCAAUCAACGACCGAAGACUCCACAUAAAUACACUGAAAUUAAUUCAGCAUUGGCUAUGAUCCUAUGUGCCAUGAAUUUUUCGGAAAUGACAUUUAAAAUGGAAAAUUAUUUUAAAAAGCAGUUAGUCUGUAGCUUUGCAACUGCUCACACUAAACCUUUUCGGAUCUAAAUUUUUCAGGUUGUACGCAAAUUUGCCUUCUUUUCCUUUCCUUUGGUUAAAUAAAAUGAAAAUGUUCAAGUCCUUGAGUCAGCUUCCCCGUAUUGUUUCUCCGUUUC